Molecule: messenger RNA, 5679 nt
Organism: Salvelinus fontinalis (brook trout)
Lineage: Eukaryota; Metazoa; Chordata; Actinopteri; Salmoniformes; Salmonidae
Product: spindlin-Z-like
Exons: 7
Coding region: 256-1038 (260 amino acids)
Biological process (GO): gamete generation
Source: RefSeq, a predicted model, not a curated record
AUUCGGUCAUAGCUUUAGGGUUGCAUGCAAACGGAGCUGGAGGAAAUGCGAGAGGGGACCAAUUAAUUCGAUUUACAAUUCAUUGGGAAUUACAGCCUAUUAGGCUAGUGGCAAGGCUCCCACAUUUUCUUGUUACCCCUAUCUGAGUCUGUUUUCCUGCACUGGAUGGGAGUGUCCCUCUCUCUCCUGAUUCCCUAGUAGAUACAUUGUCACCCUAUAGUCUGGCAGCCUGGCUGCUCACCUACAUGUAUAUCAAUGAAGACCCCAUUUGGAAAGACGCCAGGCCAGCGCCCCAGAGCUGAUGGGGGGAAUACUGGGGUAUCUGCAAAUCUGAUCAAGAAGAAAAAUUCCCACAAGAAGCAGAAGAAUGUUGGUCCAAGCAAGCCUAUUGCCCAACCCAGACGAAACAUGGUGGGCUGCAGGAUAACGCACCAGUGGAAGGAAGAUACCAAGGUUUCCCAGUGGAAAGGAACAGUUCUCGAUCAAGUCCCUGUCAACCCAUCUCUCUACCUGAUCAAGUAUGAUGGAUUUGACUGCAUCUAUGGACUUGAGCUUCACAAAGAUGAGAGGGUGCAAGGCCUGGAGGUUUUACCAGACCGAGUUGCUCCAGCUCGCGUCAGUGAUGCACAGCUAGCAGAAACCAUGAUAGGCAAAGCAGUGGAGCACAUGUUUGAGCAAGAUGAAGGACCAAAGGAGGAGUGGAGGGGCAUGGUGCUAGCACGGGCUCCCAUUAUGAACACAUGGUUCUACAUCACUUACGAAAAGGACCCUGUUUUGUACAUGUACCAGCUCUUGGAUGACUACAAAGAGGGGGAUCUCCGGAUAAUGCCUGAUUCAAAUGACUCGACCCCAACCGAGAGAGAGCCUGGAGAAGUGGUGGAUAGCCUUGUUGGCAAACAAGUGGAAUAUGCCAAAGAGGAUGGUGGCAAAAGGACAGGCAUGGUUAUCCAUCAGGUUGAUGCCAAACCCUCUGUGUAUUUCAUCAAGUUUGAUGACGACUUUCACAUCUACGUCUAUGAUUUAGUAAAAACGUCUUAGGAUAUUGAGAAAAUCAUUGAUUCACAGACCGUGGCAAAUGUUUUCAGGAUUUCUUUGAGACAUCAAUUUCCAGUUAAAUGGACAAUUCCUUCACAGGCUACGAAUGUGAAACUUGUCAUUUCCUGUGUCACUGCUUCCAAUGCGAAAGCUUUUAGUGUACUUUGUCUGAAGUCCACUUUUGUUUGAAAAGAGACCUCUGCAGAAUUCACCAUGUCUGAACAUUUACUCUGUUCAAUUGGGCCAGACACCAGGAGCCUAAUCAGUUUUUCUUAACGUGAAAGAAAAGUGAGAAUUUUUUUUUUCAUGUCUAUGAUGCUGUAAAUGAAUUCUUGUGAGGUUCUCGUAACAUGUUUCCACCACUUUUGUUAACUUGUGGGUUUAACAUCCUCAGAAUUUAGCAUGCAUCAGUCCAACAGCUGUGGUCCUUUGUAGCUCAGUUGGUAGAGCAUGGCACUUGUAACGCCAGGGUAGUGGAUUCGAUUCCCCCAUCCAUAUGUAAAAUGUAUGCACGCGUGACUGUAAGUCGCUUUGGAUACAAGCGUCGGCUAAAUGGCAUAUUACUGUAUCAGUCAAACACCCUAGUAAUCAGUUUAAAAAGAAGGGUAUUACAUGAAAUUCUGUGAUUUCAUUUUAUUCCUUACUUCUGUACUUGUAUGAACUGCCAUUGUGAAAUUGUCCUUCACAUAAGGCUAGUUUCUGAGACCAAGGAAAUCCAAGCGCUUCUUCCUUUUAGUUUUUAAUCAGUGUUAUUUUAUGUCGGCCACACUUGCAUUCUCCCGAUAUGGGUGUCUAGACCUCUUUUACUCUGUCAAAUCGAAAUUGUAUUCGAGUAAUUUCCCUCAGCAAUUUGGCUGAUUGAUUGUGCAAAGUUCAUCAAUUAUUUAAUUAUAAUAUUUUUUGUUUACUGUGGCUUUUAGAAUUCAUUUUAAUUUCCUUCAACCUGAAAUGAUUCGUUUUGUUAUGUAAUACUCUGUAUCAUCCAAAUCUGAUUUAAAAUGUGUAUUAACACAUUCCACUCUUACCCCUUUGCUAGAGCUACUGUAUUGCAACUUUGUCAAAAACACUAAAAGGAUAAUGAUUGAUACACAUAACUAACUAUACACUGAGUGUACAAAACAUUAAGAACCCCUUCCUAAUAUUGAGUUCCACCUACUACCAUACCCCACCCUGGCACCUACUACCCCGUCCAUAGGCACUUAAAUAGGCACUUGCCUAUUCACCCUUUGAAUGGCACGCAUACACAAGCCAUGUCUCAAUUGUCUCGAGGCUUAAAAAUCAUUUUUUAACCUGUCUUCUCCUCUUCAUCUACACUUGUAGUGUAUUUAACAGGGGACAUCAAUAAGGGGAUCAUAGCUUUCACCUGAUCAGUUUAUGUCAUGAAAAGAGCAGGUGUUCUUAAUGUUUUGUACACUCAAUGUAUAUGAAAGACGAUUAUAAAUGCGGCUUGCAUGAAAUAUAGUUCAUCAAUUAUCUUCUUGUUAGCAUUGUGAUACAUUUGGAAGUAUUUUUACGACUUACCUUCAAUUCUACAUGCCCAUUUUGCCUGUUUCAUGUCUGUGCCAUAUGUUUUCAGAGUGAUAGAUCUCAGAAAUGUUUCUAUCAAAGAAUGUGUGGUCUAAAUUGAAUAAGCAAAGGGUCUGUUAAUGUUCUAAUGGAUUUUGGGUCAUAUGCUACUGAGCCACCUACCAUCAAUGAGGUUAAUUUUGAAAAUGUCAUUGUUUAAUUGAAUUCAGCAUCAAUCCAAUCCAUACGCUUAUUUCUCAUUUAAGUAAAUAUGAAUUGCUUGCUGUUUUCUGACCUGAGCCUAGGUUGAUUUCAUGAUUUAACUUGAUACUGUAUAAUAGUAUUAUACAUCACUUGCAACAUUUUGAAUUUCAUCCAAGGAUUUAGAAAGCUAUUUAAAUGGUCAACAUGUCAUGGUUAUUUUAGAAUUGUUGUAUUGUUAGCAUGUUCAAAUUGUGUUACUGAAGCCUAUAGUGCAUUUGGUUAAGUAUUCAGACCCCUUGACUUUUUCCACAUUUUGUUAUGGUAGGUACAGCCUUAUUCUAAAAUGGAUUAAAUAUUUAUUUUCCCCUAUUCAAUCUACACACAAUAGCCCUUUAACAAAAGCAUAAAUGUUUUUUUUUUAAAUGUAUUAAAAACAAAAAAUGCAAAUAUCACAUUUACGUAAGUAUUUAGACCCUUUACUCAGUGCUUUUGUUGAAGCACCUUUGGCAAUGAUUACAGCCUUGAGUCUUCUUGGGUAUGACGCUAAAAGCUCGGCACACCUGUAUUUGGGGAGUUUCCCCCAUUCUUCUCUGCAGAUCCUCUCAAGCUCUGUCAGGUUGGAUGAGAAGUGUUGUUGCACAGCUAUUUUCAGGUCUCUCCAAAGAUGUUUGAUCGGAUUCAAGUCGUGGCUCUGGCUGCGCCACUCAAGGACAUUCAGAGACUUGUCCCGAAGCCACUGCUACGUUGUCCUGUUGGAAGGUGAAUCUUCACCCUAGUCCUGAGAGCUCUGGAUCAGGUUUUCAUCAAGGAUCUCUCUGUACUUUUCUCCUUUCAUCUUUCCCUCGAUCCUGACUAGUCUCCCAGUCCUUGAGGCUGAAAAACAUUCGCAACGCAUGAUGCUGCCAGCACGAUGCUUCACCGUAGGGAUGGUGCCAGGUUUCCUCCAGACAUGACGCUUGGCAUUCAGGCCAAAGAGUUUAAUCUUGGUUUCAUCGGACCAGAGAAUCUUGUUUCUCAUGGUCUUUAGGUGCUGUAGAGAUGGUUGUCCUUCUGGAGGGUUAUCCCAUUUCCACAGAGGAACUCUACAGCUCUGUCAGUGACCAUUGGGUUCUUGGUCACAUCCCUGACCAAGGACCUUCUCCCCUGAUUGCUCAGUUAGGCCAGGAUGCCAGCUCUAGGAAGUCUUGGUGGUUCCAAACUUAUUCCAUUUUAAGAAUGAUGAAAGCCACUGUGUUCUUGGGGACCUUCAAUGCUGCAGACAUUUUUUGGUACCCUUCUCCAGAUCUGUGACUCGAUAGAAUCCUGUCUCUGAGCUCUACGGACAAUUCCUUCGACCUCAUGUCUUGGUUUUUGCUCUGACAUGCACUGUCAACUCUGGGACCUUUUAUAUAGACAGGUGUGGCCAUUUCCAAAUCAUGUCCAAUCAAUUGAAUUUAUCACAGGUGGACUCCAAUCAAGUUGUAGAAACAUCUCAAUGAUGAUUAAUGGAAACAGAAUGCACCUGAGCUCAAUUUUGAGUCUCAUAGCAAAAGGUCUGACUACUUUUAUUUUUUUAUACAUUUGCAAACAUUUUUUACCUGUUUUUGCUUUUGUCAUUAUGGGUUAUUGUGAAUAGAUUGAUUUAAUGUAAUACCUUUUAGAAUAAGGCUGUAACCUAACAAAAUGUGGAAAAGGGAAGGGGUCUGAAUACUUUCUGAAUGCACUGUAUGUCUGGAGCUUCUGCAGGUUUGCUUGCCACCACUAGUCACACUCCCGCACAAAGAUGAGAUCCUGCUAACCUCUGUAGUAUUAUUAAGACAUCUUGAAAGCGGUCAACAGGUCUAUUUAAAAUCCUUGAUUGCCCCUUCGUGAUUUCCAAAGUGAGGAAAUCAUCAUAUGCUGCCAAUGGCUGUGGGAGUCAAAGCAUUUAACAUUUUACAUUACUAUUGUAAUGUACUGUGUGUAUUGUCAGUUCCACUUCUGAAAAGCAGACUUAUGUCGCAUGCAUAUAGCUAAAUGUAAGUUGAUGUGAGUUGCAUGUAAGUUUGUUUUCAAAGUUAUUAGCAUAUGUCAAUUGUGACAUUUUGUUGUUUUUGUACUGUGCAUUACAGGAACGCACUGAUCAUGCUAAAUGAGUGCCAACUAAAGGUGCCAGUCUUGUACAGCAUUUAAGGGGUAACAUUUGUAAAUAAAUCAUUUGUCAGUUUAUUUAAAAAAAAUGACUGGCUUAUUUAUAUGUAUCCAUAAAGAGCUUUCCUUAUUUGAUUGGGAGAAAUGUGUGUGCAUGUAAGGAUGGACCUUGUGCGUACAUAUUCAGUCAGUCGAUAUGUUAAAAUAGAUUUAAAUAAGGGACAGUAGUAAAGUACUUUUUUUUUUAAGCAAUUUGUAUAUGUUUAUAUAUCAAAAUAGAGGUAAAAUUCUGUCUUAAUGGCCUUUUUUUUAAUGAAAAUUGUUACAGUUUAGUCAUCUGGCACAAACACUUUAAUGUUACAGAAUUCUUUAAGAAGAAUUGAUAAUGAAGGACUAACCUGAAUAUUAAAAGAAAUAAGUAGGCCUAUGUAAUGUUUAUUUUUUUAAUGUUAUGUUUCGUUUUCACACAACAGUGGAAGAUCCAUUAUUUGUGUGGCGGGUGUAGUAGUCCAAAUGGGGUCCAUGGAAAAGCUUUCUUAAUAUUGAGUGUUGCAGAACUCACAUACUAGCCAUUCCCUUUGUCAUGCCAACUCUGAGAAAUAUGAAUAUAAUUACAUACAGAAUAUAAAUUGUAGGAUCUUUUGUAUUUAGCUGCAGAAUAUUAUCAAAGUUUGUAUAAUUUAUUAGUUGAUUUCUUUAUCAAUACUCAGGCAUAUCGUGAGCAGAAACAAUAGUCUAGCUAGGCCUUAAAUACUGCGUUUGUGAUGUCUGAGGGUUGGACUGUGUCCCUGGCUGUCCAUAAAUACAAAUAUAAGAACAAGAUAA